Messenger RNA from Phaethon lepturus (White-tailed tropicbird), 522 nucleotides. It is a transcript of the gene SKA2, whose product is annotated as spindle and kinetochore associated complex subunit 2. Lineage: Eukaryota; Metazoa; Chordata; Aves; Phaethontiformes; Phaethontidae. Gene Ontology annotation, molecular function: microtubule binding. Gene Ontology annotation, biological process: mitotic cell cycle; cell division; chromosome segregation. The record is from RefSeq and is a predicted model, not a curated record. The transcript is spliced from 5 exons. The annotation marks the transcript as partial. Gene Ontology annotation, cellular component: spindle microtubule; outer kinetochore.
GAAAGCAGAAUCUGAUCUGGAUUAUAUUCAACACAGACUGGAGUUUGAAAUAAUGAAAAGUCUUCCUGAUAAUCCAGCAGCAGAGGAAAAUCCAGUUGCUCUCUUGGAAGAACUCUCAGUGGUGAAAUCUCGUUAUAAAACUUUAUGUAUGCAGCUGGAAAAAGUUUCCAUAGAGCAGAGAGAAUCCAUGAAGGGCAUCCGUGCUGCUCUAGAGAACACAAUGAAGAUGGUUCAGGCAUUGCAGCAACAUACUAAUCUUGAGCGCUUACCUCUCUCAGAAGAAGAACAGACUGCAGCACAGCAGUUAACCUGCCAAACUGUUAAAGAAAUGGAAUCGCUAGUCGAAGAGCCAUUUUGCUCAGAAUCUGCAGUCCCUAGCUCAACUGAAGAAUUGCAGUUCAAACCAUUGACUGAGGAAGUACUUAUGACUGUACCAAGGAGUAUCAGAAGUACUGUUAAACUGGCAGACUUGAACAAUUUCUACAGGGAGUUAUUUAACCACUUCAUUGUAAAUAAGAACAG